AUGAAUCUCGUGCAGCCAGGCAGCUCCGCAGAUCUGAGGUCGGUAUGUAAAGAACCUGUGCUCCCCGCGGACGCCCUACCCAUCAGGGUAGUGACGCUCGACGGUGCACGACUCCUGCGGCGGCUGGGUGCGUUUGGCACGUCGCGGGGUGGGGUUGGGGGGUGCUGUAGGCGAAGUUCCCCGGAGGCUGGCGGCCUUCGGGUGUGCGGGGACCCGCGGCCAGGACAUCACUCCCCAGACUGGGUGUUGAAGUUCAACGGCCGCGUUCCGGUUUUGGUCGGGCAGACGCGGCAGGCCAGGCGCAGCCCCGCGAGUCGCCCCGCAGUCUGCGGCCGGUGGGAAGUUGCGGGCACAAUCAAUCAGAGGGAGGUGCUGCAAAUGCUCGAGCAGUAUCAGGAAACCCGAACCCAGCUCGUGUGGAUGGUGGCAGAACUGGCGACCAGACCUCAAAGCAUCGAGACCGUGCUGAAUGCGGGUGUAAUGUCUUUGCUGAGGCCUCUUCUUUGGGAUGUGGUCUCAACAAUUCAAUAGGCUGCUGCUUUGGCUCUUGGGAGGCUGCUUAUUUACAGUGAUCACCCAGCAGACACAGUUGUGAAGGGAGACGUUCUUCCACAGCUUGUUUCUUCGAUGGCAGAACAGAAUUGAUUCUACAAGAAAGUAGCUGCCUUUGUGUUAGCCGCAGUUGGUAAACCUUCUCCUCAGCUCACUCAGGCAAUAGUUGAUUGUGGAGCACCGGAUGCACUGGUGAUAUAUCUGCAAGAUUCUGACCCUGGAAUCAAAAAGGCUGCAGCCUGGGCACUCGGAUGUAUUGCAGCACAGAAUGCAGAACUGUCACAAGCUGUGGUGGAUGCGGAAGCAGUUCCUCUUUUAGUACUCUGUAUCCAGGAGCCAGAAAUCGCUUUGAAAAGGAUUGCUGCUUCGGACCUCAGUGAUAUUUCAAAGCAUUCUCCAGAGUUAGCACAGACAGUAGUGGAUGCAGGAGCCAUUGCUUACUUAGCCCAGAUGAUUCUGAACCCUGAUGCUAAAUUGAAGCAUCAGGUCUUUACAGUUCUUGGUCAGAUUGCAAAACAUUCUGUGGAUCUGGCAGAAAUGGUGGUGGAAGCAGAGAUUUUUCCAGUUGUGCUCACCUGCCUGAAGGACAAAGAUGAAUAUGUGAAGAAAAAUGCCUGUACUUUAAUUAGAGAGGUUGCAAAGCAUACACCCGAGGUAAAAAAAAAAAAAUUGAUGGUUAACACAGGACGAGUUCCUGCUGAGAUCGCCUGCAUUGGCUCUUGAAAAGGAAAAGUAAGGCUGCCUGGCAUCUUGAUGCUUGGUCAUGUGGCGGCUCAUUCUGAAAACCUGGCAAUGGCGGUGAUCAUUAGCAAGGGUGUGUGCCGGUUGUCAGUCUGCUUGUCAGAAGAACCAGGACAUAUUAAGGCUGCUACUGCAGGGGCUGGGCCCAGACUGGGAAACACUGCGGAGCACUCCGGGGCUGUUGCAGUCACAAAUAUUCAGCCAGUUCUGCUUGCUUUGUACCUGUCAACAGAAAGCUCUGAGGAACUUCAAGUAAAAAGUAAAAAAGUCAUAAAGAGUAUCUUACAAAAAUGCACCUAUUUACCAGCCCUUGAGCCAUUUCUAUAUGAUGCUCCUCCCAAUAUUCUGAAGCAUGUGGUUGGACAGUUCAGUAAGGUAAGAAGUGCUGCUGCUAAAAGCGAAGCUUGACGACUUUUGGUAACAAGUGGUGGACUUAAAAAGGGUCAAGAGAUAAAAGCAGAACGAUCUCUUCUUCAAAAAUACAUCAGUAGUAUUAACUGCUACUCAGAAGAAAUAAUAAGAUGCCUAUCAGUGGUGCCUGAAGGAGAUGUUGAAAAUCUGGAUUCCAGUCUUAUCUGCUCAGUGCCCUCACGACCCUCGGGCUUCACAGCAGGGCGGCCGGAGGCUCCGGCGCCCAGCGGAGGAGUUUGGGGCCCGCCCCGGCCGAGCCCCGCCCGUCAGUCAGCCAGGCUGCCCGGGGCCUCGGGCUGGAGCCGGACCUGUGGCACCUGCUGUCAAGCUUCAGGGGCCGAGCGGGCCGGGCCGGGCGCAGACUUGGGCCAAACGCGCCGAGCCGCUGCCCCGCGGCCGCCCCGCCGCGGGCCGCCCCGCAGGGCUGUUCCGGGCCGAGGCCAGGCGGCGGCCGAGUCCCGGGCGGCGGAAGGGUGGGAGCCGCCGGCCCGCGUUUCUGCGGACGCGUCACCUGCCGAGGCUCCAGCGCGGCGCCCCGGCCGUUUCCCUCCGCGCGGACGGCACUACUUCCGCGGAGCCGGGCUGUCGGCGGGGACACCCUCCUCGGCCCGGCGGGAGCGGACGAAGCGCUGGGGCGCGUCGCUGCCCGCCGGGAGGGGCGGGCUCGGGUCGUGUGUCCCCCCCCCCCCCCGCCCCGUUACAGUAAUAUUGGCCGACUUCAUUGGAAGGACGCGGCGGAAACGGACGGACGAGGGCGUUUUGCUCUGUGGCGUGGAGCGGCCCGGCCGCGGCUUUGUCCGCCUGCCCACCGGCGGCGCGGCCCGUUCUCCCGCCCGCGCGUGGCGGCGCGGCCUCGGAGGCGCCGCGGGCUUUGUCCCGCACGAGGAGCUGUCGCGAAGCGGCGUCUCCCGAAUGGCUGGCGCCGUCAGCGGGCGCGCUCCGGGCACCAGUGGCAAUUAA
Molecule: messenger RNA, 2664 nt
Organism: Molossus molossus (Pallas's mastiff bat)
Lineage: Eukaryota; Metazoa; Chordata; Mammalia; Chiroptera; Molossidae
Gene: SPAG6
Product: sperm associated antigen 6
Biological process (GO): filopodium assembly; sperm axoneme assembly; epithelial cilium movement involved in extracellular fluid movement
Cellular component (GO): microtubule cytoskeleton; axoneme; sperm principal piece
Molecular function (GO): microtubule binding
Source: RefSeq, a predicted model, not a curated record